Molecule: messenger RNA, 1375 nt
Organism: Zymoseptoria tritici IPO323
Lineage: Eukaryota; Fungi; Ascomycota; Dothideomycetes; Mycosphaerellales; Mycosphaerellaceae
Exons: 5
Coding region: 45-986 (313 amino acids)
Source: RefSeq, a predicted model, not a curated record
GAGGAAAGCGGCGCACAAUUCGUUGAAGAGUCUGCCAGCCAACAAUGGUCAAAGUUGCUCUCGCAGGAGGCACAGGCGGCCUUGGUCGUGAAGUCAUCGAUGCUCUACUUGCCAAGAAUCGACACGAAAUCAUCGUUCUGACCCGCCAGGACCCGGCACAAGUGACUUUGCCGGAUGGCGUUCAGGCCGUCCAACUGGACUACAAGGAGAAGAGCUCAAUUGUUGGUGCACUUAGCGGUGUAUUUUGCGUAUUUUCCUUCAUCAUUACGGGAAAGGACCCUGGAAAUGUCGCGCAAAAGAACUUGAUUGAUGCUUGCGUUGAAGCCAAGGUCAAACGAUUUGCACCCAGCGAGUGGGUCGGGGCCUCGUCGACAGGAACUCCGUGGUACGCAGGGAAGGCAGCAAUCUCCGCAUAUCUACAAGAGAUCAAUGCCGAAAGAAAGGUCCUCGAAUACUGCCGGUUCAUGCCGGGCCUUGCCCUAGACUACCUCGUGUACCCGAACCAGACCUGCAAGCACUUCCCGAAUCUUGGGUCUACAGUAGAUUUCUUCAACUGUCGUGCGAUCUUGCUCAAGGACACGGAGCCUGGCCGCUUCGGCAUGACUCUGGUGGAAGACAUGGCCGCCGUGGCAGCUGAAGCUGUGGACUACCCCGGAGAGUGGCCUGUAGACGGCGGCAUGCACUCCAUCAUGACAUCCUUUCCCGAGCUGGUUGAGAUUGGCGAACGGCUGAGAGGCAAGAAAUUCGACAUUGAGUACGUCACGUUGGCGCAGGCACGAUCUGGUCGGCUCCCGACAUCUUGGGUUGCCGACUUCAAUCACGCUGCCAUACCGGAGCAAUUGAGAGAUUCUUGGAGCCGCACUUUCAAUGCGAAGAUGAUGUACUCUGUCCACUUGGGUAACUACGCUGUUUCUGACACGUGGAAUCGUCUCUUGCCGGAUUUUCGUUUCACCACUUUAGAGGAGUUGCUGGAGAAGUACUACUAGGCUGGAAAUUCGUGGAAAGCCUCAAUGACAACUGCGAAGUUGAGAAGCAAAAUCCAAGCUCCAUCAAAUCCCCAUCUCGCCAUCCUUCUGCAUCCGUCUCGUCUCCGUCGCCAGCAAGCCUUCGUCCCAAAGUUCCGCAUACCUCAUUCCCGAGGAAGAUGAAAUGGCUCGAGAGAGCAUUGCUUAUGACCAAGGACACCGAGUACGAAGUCGUGAGUCCCUGGCCUUCAUAUCAGCGAUGAUGUUCAGGAGCGACGGACGCGAUUGUGUGACGGACCUGCGGCGUCUGCCGUCUAACAGCAAUAGCAGUCCGGAUCACGAACGCAGUGGUUGGUGCUACCUCCGCCCGAUCCUGGGCAGCAUCUGCGAACGGGAGCAGGUGCAGGUGC